Messenger RNA from Homarus americanus (American lobster), 848 nucleotides. RefSeq names its product perlucin-like protein. Lineage: Eukaryota; Metazoa; Arthropoda; Malacostraca; Decapoda; Nephropidae. The transcript is spliced from 3 exons. Bases 56 to 538 code for a protein of 160 amino acids. The record is from RefSeq and is a predicted model, not a curated record.
CCCUGGGGAGAAGGGGGCGGCCUACUCCUGCACCUUCAGGUCACACACCACCAACAUGAACACUCUUGUCUUCUUCCUGGUGGUAUUCGUCGCCGCCGUCUCAGGACGUCUGACGGACCACCGGGCUAGUCGGUGUCCCGACCCGUUUGAAAUCCUGGACGACGUCCACUGUAUCCUGAUCGACCCGUUCAUCGCUCGCACCUACAGUGAAGCUCUGGCCUUCUGCAAGAGCCACGGCGGUCAAUUAGUCGCCGUAGAAACUGACGACCUCAUCAACAUCUACGACUACAUUAAUGAAGAAGAAUUUGUGAUGAAACAAAACUACUGGCUGGGGGCAUCAGACGCGGCGAAGGAGGGCUCGUGGCUGUGGGAGCACAACAAAGGACAAGUACCUAUGGGUGUCCCUUACUGGCACUACGGGGAACCUAACAACGGUAAUACCUAUAACUGCGCGAUACUUCACGUUAGCUACAAUCAUCGCUGGGUCGACGUCCCCUGUACCAGCAAGUAUAUGACCAUCUGCUUAAGGACUGCUUAGCUCCUGACCUCCCUUCCAUCUCACCUACGUCGACGCCGUCUGCAGUAUGGAGUUUAUGACUGUUUGCCUCAAUAAUGUACAAAGUUGAGGCAGGACUUGGCCCAAGACGCCAGCUGCACUAUCUCCUACACGACUACACGCCAUAGGAGAGUCCCGUUAUUGUCUCUAUGUGAAUUUCUUUAUCUCUAUCAUAAAUCAUAGUUUUCUUGCACACGCUGGACGUAACACUGCAGAUGGUGAUAUAAUUUCUUAACGGGAGGAAUAUCGAAGGUGAUAGCUGAAUUAUAUUGCCUUAUUUUCCUGUUGUAAA